AUGCCCCACCCCCCGUUCGCCCCAUCCCCCGUUCGCCCCAUCCCCCGUUCGCCCCAUCCCCCCUUCGCCCCAUCCCCCCUUCGCCCCAUUCUCCCUUCGCUGCUCUCCCCCUACGCCCCACUCCCUCCCCCCCUUCCUCCUUGGUGCCCCCCUCUCGCCCUCAUUCUCUCAG
Closterium sp. NIES-65 is the source of this 172-nucleotide messenger RNA. The record is from the annotation of a GenBank genome assembly. NCBI's taxonomy places the organism in Eukaryota, Viridiplantae, Streptophyta, Zygnematophyceae, Desmidiales, Closteriaceae.